AUGGAAAAAAAUUCUGAUAUCUUAAGAGGAUUUACGAAACGUAAUAAGCCGACGAUAGAUUCGUUAUGGCAGGCAUUAACUGAAUCCCUUAAUGCUGCAGGUCCUCCACACAAACACGUAAACGGGUGGAAAAAGGUUAUAACUGAGUGGAAAAGCGAAAUCAAAAGAAAAUUAGCUCACAACAAAAUUGAGAGUCGAGCAACAGGAGGUGGUCCAUUUUCAAAAUAUCAGCUUACUCCAAACGAAGAAACCAUUGUGCGUCUUUGUGGCAUUUCGCAAACUAUAGAAGGCGUAUUAGGCGUUUCUCUUGGCACCCAACCCGUUAAUGAGAAUUUAAAUAUACCAAUUGCAGGGUGA
This is a messenger RNA of Bactrocera tryoni, 357 nucleotides long. RefSeq lists its product as uncharacterized. Bases 1 to 357 code for a protein of 118 amino acids. The transcript is spliced from 2 exons. The record is from RefSeq and is a predicted model, not a curated record. NCBI's taxonomy places the organism in Eukaryota, Metazoa, Arthropoda, Insecta, Diptera, Tephritidae.